AUGGCUCGCACCAAUGUCGUCCGCCUAGCUUCAACGGCAGUCCGUGGCCUUGCAAUACGCAGCACUGCUUCGUCCAGCGUCAGAAAACUCGCGUUCUCGAAGCAGCCAACCCUCGCCGUCCGACCUACCUUCCGAAGCCCGUUUUCUACCAGUCAGCGUCUUGCCAAGCCGCUGUGGGCUGAAGACCUCAAGCGCGCUAUGCCCGCCAAUAUUACCGAGGAGGAAUUCCAUCAGCUCGCUGACGAAUACAUUGAUAAGCUCAUUCUGCAAUAUGAGGCUUUGCAAGACAAGCGAAUCGACAUCGACGUUGAGUAUAGUUCCGGGGUUAUGAACCUCACAAUCAAUGACAUUGGCACAUACGUGAUCAACAAGCAGCCUCCGAAUAAACAGAUCUGGCUGUCAUCGCCUAUUUCCGGUCCCAAGCGUUAUGAUUGGGUGAUCAUUAGUGAGGGUCAGGACCAGAAACAGGACACAGCGACUAGCGAUUGGAUUUACCUUAGGGAUGGGUCGUCACUGUCUGAAAUCUUACGUAACGAGACCGGCGUCGAUAUUGAGGCUACUGACAGAGGCGAGCCAUAG
Molecule: messenger RNA, 579 nt
Organism: Xylaria bambusicola
Lineage: Eukaryota; Fungi; Ascomycota; Sordariomycetes; Xylariales; Xylariaceae
Product: mitochondrial chaperone Frataxin
Exons: 2
Coding region: 1-579 (192 amino acids)
Biological process (GO): iron incorporation into metallo-sulfur cluster; intracellular iron ion homeostasis
Cellular component (GO): mitochondrion
Molecular function (GO): ferrous iron binding; ferric iron binding; ferroxidase activity
Source: RefSeq, a predicted model, not a curated record